Messenger RNA from Nymphaea colorata (pocket water lily), 1377 nucleotides. RefSeq names its product ATP-dependent Clp protease proteolytic subunit-related protein 1, chloroplastic. Lineage: Eukaryota; Viridiplantae; Streptophyta; Magnoliopsida; Nymphaeales; Nymphaeaceae. Gene Ontology annotation, molecular function: ATPase binding; serine-type endopeptidase activity; ATP-dependent peptidase activity. The transcript is spliced from 9 exons. The record is from RefSeq and is a predicted model, not a curated record. Bases 80 to 1276 code for a protein of 398 amino acids. Gene Ontology annotation, cellular component: endopeptidase Clp complex. Gene Ontology annotation, biological process: protein quality control for misfolded or incompletely synthesized proteins.
UCCAAAAAAGAAAAAGAUCAGAUAAAUAGCAGGUAGAAAACCCUCCAGUCUCUCUCUUUCUCCCCCUCUCUCUCCCCUCAUGGCUACCUCUACCGUUCCCUCGUCCAUAGUGGCUUCCCUCCAUGCCGAACAGCACCUCAUCCCUCAUAAGAAUGAUUUGGUUGUUGGGGCCUCGGGCAAAACAUCUUUUCUGGGUGGAACGACGGUUUUCGAAGCAAAGCCCCUUUGUGGGUCUCGCCUAAUAUCAGGGUCUGGUAAAAUUUCGAAAAGCUUGAGGAGGUACAGGUCGCCUGCCGCGAGCCUCGAUCACAUACCCAAGCAGUUCAGGGAAGACAAUCUCAAAGAUGGGUUGAUGGAUAAUUUUAAAAGCUUCCCAAAGCACCUUUAUGGGCUUACUCCCUCACAGAUGGACAUGUUCAUGACUGAGGACAACCCUGUUAUGAGGCAAUCUCAAAGAGUCACCGAGGAAAGUAUAUCUUCUGCAACAAAUUAUCUAAAUGGUGGGGGCAUGUACACACACUCAACUCUAACAGAUGGCCCUUCUCAGUACAGUAUGAGUGUGAGCAUGUAUCGUGGAGGAGGUUACAGAGGCUAUGGCAGGCCAAGAAGCCCUCCUCCUGAUCUGCCCUCCCUCCUCUUAGAUGCUAGAAUUUGCUACCUUGGGAUGCCUAUUGUUCCAGCUGUAACUGAGCUUCUUGUUGCACAACUUAUGUGGUUGGAUUUUGACAAUUCUACGAAGCCAAUAUACCUCUACAUAAAUUCAUCUGGAACACAGAAUGAGAAGAUGGAGACUGUUGGCUCUGAAACAGAGGCAUAUGCAAUUGCUGAUAGCAUAGCAUAUCUCAAAUCGAAGGUGUAUACGUUGAAUAUUGGGAUGGCAUACGGCCAGGCUGCAAUGCUGAUGGCAAUUGGCACUAAAGGAUGUCGUGCACUGAUGCCAAAUGCUUCCACAAAAUUGUAUCUUCCAAAAGUCAGCAAAUCCAGUGGAGCUGUCAUAGAUAUGUGGAUUAAGGCAAAAGAACUUGAUGCAAAUACAGAUUACUACGUUGAAUUGGUCGCCAAAGGUACCGGAAAAUCAAAAGAGGAGAUCACAAAAGAUAUCCGUCGUCCAAAAUACUUCCUAGCACAGGAAGCCAUUGACUACGGCCUUGCAGACAAGAUAAUUGAAGAACAAGACGUCCAUUUUGAAAGGAAGGAUUAUGACAAGAUGCUUGCUCAGUCAAAAGCUAUGAGAAGAGGAACGGACUCUCAAGCAGCCCCAGCAGGUUUUAGAUAGGCUAAAAUUUGUCUUGUGAAAAUACAAUAGAAGGUAUUCAUCUUAAUCCUACAAGUGAUUGUAAAUCUUUCAUAUCCUAUGAUCCUGUGUUGGCUUCUCUA